This is a messenger RNA of Podarcis muralis (Common wall lizard), 17068 nucleotides long. NCBI's taxonomy places the organism in Eukaryota, Metazoa, Chordata, Lepidosauria, Squamata, Lacertidae. The record is from RefSeq and is a predicted model, not a curated record.
AGUUUGCUCCUCCCUGGAACUGCUUCUGGCUAAAAGGUCGUGCGACCCCCACCCUCUUUUCCUUAUUAUUCCACCGCCUCCCACCAGGGAAGGAAUGUCAAUAUUCAUUUAUUUCGGUCUCUCUCGACUCAUUGCUUUUAACUGCCCCUCGUCUUUACGUGGCUGCUUUGUAAUGUUCUGGCGUGUUGAGGGCUUGGGCAUGCUGAGAGGUCCUGCCCGGGGUGCUGCUGCGCUUCCUGCGUGGGUGAGGGCAUUUGGGACAAGGAACGGGAGGGGUGACGCCUGAACGCAGAAGCAGAGGACCACCGUCAUUAAAACUGUCAUUGCUACUAUGUGGCGAAUGUAUCUCCUAGCUUUUGUAUCCUAUUAAAGGGUUGCUCCACCUGCAACUGGAGCCGACAUGGAGAAAAGUGGAAACAUUCAGCUGGAGAUUCCUGACUUCAGCAAUUCUGUCCUGAGCCACCUCAACCAGCUGCGCAUGCAGGGCCGGCUAUGUGACAUUGUAGUCAAUGUGCAGGGCCAAGCAUUCAGGGCACACAAAGUAGUACUGGCUGCCAGUUCACCUUACUUCCGGGACCACAUGUCGCUCAACGAGAUGAGUACGGUUUCCAUCUCUGUCAUCAAAAAUCCCACUGUUUUUGAGCAACUCCUCUCUUUUUGCUACACGGGCCGGAUAUGCCUCCAGUUGGCUGAUAUCAUAAGCUACCUGACUGCAGCUAGUUUCCUGCAGAUGCAACAUGUUAUAGACAAGUGCACACAGAUCUUGGAGGGCAUUCAUUUCAAAAUUAACGUAGCCGGCGUUGAAGCAGAAUUGAGCCAAACGAGGACAAAGCAGCAUCAAGAACGGCCUCCAGAAUCUCUGAAUCGCUCUCUGAGUCCACACCACAGCACCCCGAAAGGAAGCCGCAUGGGCCAGGUCAGCACUGUGCUGGACAUUCGGGAACUUAGUCCUCCUGAGGAGUCUACAAGCCCUCAGAUAAUUGAGCAGAGCUCAGAUGUGGAGAGCAGGGAGCCCAUACUGAGGAUUAAUAGGGCAGGUCAGUGGUAUGUGGAGACGGGAGUGGCAGACCAUGGUGGGCAGGGUGACGAUGACGUCAAAGUUCUUGGAGCAGUACGAAUCAAAACGGAGAACCUGGAGGAGUGGCUGGGGACAGAAAACCAGCCAUCUGGAGAAGAUGGGAGCAGUGCUGAGGAGGUCACUGCCAUGGUGAUUGAUACCACAGGCCAUGGAUCAAUGGGACAGGAAAGUUACACAUUAGGCUCAUCAGGAGCAAAAGUGGCCAGGCCAACCAGCACAGAGAUUGACAGAUUUAGCCCUUCUGGUAGUGUGGUUACUGUAAAUGAGCGGUACAGGUCAAAAAGUGAAUCUCCAUGGCGGGUGGAUGAACCCAAACAACCCAGUUCCCAGGUGGAGGAGUCUGCUAUAGUUGGAGUGAGUGGCUAUGUUGAAUAUCUCCGUGAACAGGAAGUAUCUGAGAGGUGGUUUCGCUACAACCCGCGUCUCACUUGCAUCUAUUGCGCCAAAUCCUUCAAUCAGAAGGGUAGCCUGGACCGGCACAUGCGGCUCCACAUGGGCAUCACACCCUUUGUUUGCCGUAUGUGUGGCAAAAAGUAUACUCGCAAGGAUCAGUUGGAGUACCAUAUCCGCAAACACACGGGAAACAAACCCUUUCACUGCCAUGUCUGCGGGAAGAGUUUCCCCUUCCAGGCCAUCCUCAACCAGCACUUUCGUAAGAAUCAUCCUGGCUGCAUGCCUCUGGAGGGGCCGCACAGCAUCUCCCCAGAGACCACAGUUACGUCAAGAGGGCAGGCGGAGGAGGAAUCUCCUCUUCGGGAAGAAGCCAAUAUGGCGGGGGAGACAGCCCAGGGAUCUGUGUCCACCACUGGGCCAGACUGAAGAGGAAUGCAAAAUGGGUGAGAGGGAUCCUCUCAGUCCGUGAGCAAAUCCCCUUGAGACGGUGAGCUUGAGUUCUCAUUUGUGCAAUGUCGCCGCUGGACAAAGAAGCUCCCAAGAUGUUGCCAAAAUAGAAAAGAUAUGAAAACAAAGUGCUAAAAGCUCACCUCCUUUUCCUCAUCUCCUUUUGAGGGGACGAGACAAAAACUGGGUCAACUAACCUCCGAUUCAGGGAUUGACAGCUUUUUUUUUGGAUGGGGAGAAGCUUUUUUUAAAAAAAAUAUCCAGUAGUGAUCAAGGAAUGACAGCUUUUUCAUUUUCUUGGCAUCAGACCCUGUGGUCCUGUGGGCUGUAGAGGUCUAGCUGUGGUGAGUGCAGAGCUCCAAUAUCUCUAUUCAUCACAGUAGUUGUGCCACUGAAGAAGUAAUGGAGACAAUAAUUAGUUCUCCCUCUCUCUUUCCCCCUCCCCCUCACAAAAUAAUCUUCCAGGUAAUUAUUUUUGAGAAGAAUGGUUGUCCUGGUAGAACCUAAUUUGUCUGAGUGUAUUUUAUCUCAUUUUAUUUUGGCGUGUCUUUUUAAAAUUGACCCAUUACUUAAGGGCUUUCUGUUUUGUGUCUUGGCUUGCCCAUUCUAGGUGUGUGGUCUUGCCUGUUUGUGAUGAGGCAAGUCUCUUUUGAUCAGUAUUUUAGAGGUGACACAAUAUUUAAUUAAGUAAGCUACCGAAAAAGACGGUAGUAGCUGUGAAGCUCUGCCAUGUUUGGUGGGAGAUAUUUUCAGUUGUGAAAUGUGGAUAAUGCAGAACACUUUGCAAUUCUUGAUCAAUUUCUGGGCUCUGCAAAGACUGAAAAGGUAGGAUGAGGUUUCCUGUCAUGAAUAAUUGUUUAAAUAGCGGCUUUGCCUCAAAGGUCAUCUUUUGCCUCCCUUCUAAUAUAACAGCAAUAUUUGUAUAUCAAAAUAAUCAAAUUCCAUUGGAGGGGAUUGUGGCUUGACUGUCUAAGAAUGGUUCUCUAUUUGGUAUUUUUAUAUUAAAAAUGCAAAAAAAUAUAUGCAUUAGUAAUAAUUCAGAAAGCUCCAGUUUUCUACAAGCAGUGAUAGCUCUUCCUUGAGCCUUUGUAGUAUUUUUCACAUGAGUUUACUGGGAAGAUAACAGUGCCGCUGCCAAACCCAGCAAAUAUGCACUUGCCUCAUGUUUCCUAAUAUAUUGCUUGUUAGUGUAAGGAUGCGGGCAUGGGAGGGCAAAUCUCUUGAGCUUUUGUUUGAGACUUGCAAAAUAAGCAGCAGUUCAAGCUCUGCUUUAGUGUUGCGUUGUAUUGAUGUACAAAAAAAAGCUGGUAUCAUGCCAAGCAGAUGAUCUCAAGAAAAUAGCUGAUAAGAUGAAAAAGCAAGCUAAUUGGGGAAGGUAUCAAAAUGGGAAGGGGAGAAGUCAUGCUAUCAUGAUGGGAAGGGAGAGAUGGCCUUGUGGUAAACAAGCUUGUGCUUUGUACUAAUAAUUGGCCUCCUUGUAAAAAUGAGGAUAUUUUCUUAAUUCGUGUUUUGGUUGAAAGAAUGAAUGAAAGCAGAAAACUUGUUUAACCCCCCCCCUCCUUUUCAUUGUUUGGUGUUAACUGAGAAAUGCCUUCUAUUCCCCACCUCACAGCACCAAGGGUGCACUUCUCUGUAAGGUGGGGAGUAGAAUGAAUUUCUCUUUGUGGUCCGAAGACAGGAAACCACCAAUAAAGGUCAACUCAUAAAAGCUUUAAAGAGUUGGAUGAGACCCUCCCAAACUCACACACAUACACGCUCUCAUUUGGACUGAAGCAGGGAGGGUAAUAGAGAGAUACAAAUAUAUAUGCUGCUUUAGUUAUAGCUUUCAAAUUUACCAAAAAGAGUAAAAUUACACUCAAGAGCAUUGGAAAAUAUUUCUAGUUACUUAUACAAAGAUUUUAAGCAUUUAAAAAUAGAACUUUUAAACUAUUACCAAACUGUAAGGCAUACAUUUAUUUAUCUACACAUAUGUUAUAUAUAGUUAUAAUGGGGAAGUUUAUCUGCUGAGCUGGUGAUGGUGUAGGUGAUAGCUAUACAGAAGAAUUUUCUCAAAAGCAGAAUUGCAGCAAAAUCCAUCCAAGUUUAGGUGGCAACGAGUUGAAGUGGAAUAUUGAAUGUGGUAUUCAUGGAGCUGUGAGUUUCUUGAACAAGUUGUAACUGUACUGAUACUGUGAACUGAGGAGCAGCCAAGAGAUCCAGGUUCAUCGUGCAGCAAUUCUCUGCUUGCUGGUAAGACUCCUCUCUAUUUAGCCUGGCCAGAGUCAAUAAGCACUUCUUACAUUUUAGCCUAGGUUUAGUUUUAGAAGAAAAAUAAAGCUUGUGAAAGGUGUUUUUUUAACUUGCCACUGUAGAAAUUAAUCAUUUCUAAUUGCAUGCGAAGGAGCCAAUAUUCUUGCCCAGAUCUCACUGAAGGGAGGUUUACUGCUUGUAGCUAUAGUUCUUGACCUCAUUUAGAUGGAACACUACAUCUUCAUUUGGUAUUAUGAGUUAAAGUCUGCAUAAGCCUUGAGUUCCCACGUUCUCUCCCACCCAUCUUUUGAUGCAGCCACAAUGAGUUCACAAGUUGUUCUGUUUCAGAUUAGCUUGGAAGUUGACCUGUUGUCUGAACACAAACUGAUGAAUCUUAACUAUGAUUUGUUCAUACAGGCUGACUUUAAACCAUAGUCCGUGACGUUGUAUUGCUUCAGUGAACUAUGGUUAACAUUAAUCACAAUUUAAACUUUAGAUGCUAUGAAAAAGGUCAGGUUAUCUAAAACAGAACCUUCUAGUUUUCUUUUAGCUGCCUUGAAGGAGGAGAGGGGAGAAGGAAGUAUGGGAGCGCAAGGCUUUCUGUAUUUCAUUCUUGUAAUGCUAGGCCACAAUUUAGCAUUAUGUCCAAACAGCAACUGUAAGGAAUAGAACCAGGGAUCCUUAUUUUGUGUGUGCAUAUGUGUACAAAGGACUUGGGGGGUCGAGACCUGUUUGGCUCUCAGAUACUCUCUUAGCAAAAUUUAAUCUUUGCCAAAAAAUCCUGAGAUUUUUGUUAUUCAAAGAGCAAGUUUCUAGCCCUGAUUCUAAAAGAGAGAGUCCUGUUUGUGGUUUCCAUUAAUAAUUUUGGAGCUAGAGGAAGGAGCAGUUCUUCCAGUAUUCUAGGGGAUCUUGAUAGUACACUUUUAUCUGUCACCUUCUUUUUCUUGAUGUGUGGCAGAAUAAAUGAGAAUGAAAAGAAACAGAAAUCCUGCAGGAAAAAAUGCAUUUAAAUUGUGCAUCCAAAUAAAACAUACACAUUACUUGAAUGUAUUCAAACAGCUGUGAUUUGCAUUAUUCCAGUCAGGCCUGACAAAAGUACAUACCCUCCUUGAGCAGCUGCCAGGCCCUAGCAGGGCCCAAUCCAAGGUGUGCUUUGGAACCCAGCCACCCUUUAAAAGAGUGGCUGAGUCUGGGAGCUGCCAUGUAAAUUUCUCACAGGGCCCCAAUGUAGAGUUGCUCUGGGGCAUUGUGUCAUCUGGUACUGAUCCAGAUCUACAGUUGCCUACAGCUGCCACCGUGGCCAGGUAAGGGAAGGUCCCACUGGAAAACAUUUUUACUAAGAGUUCCCUCAAGCAUGGAACUGGCCUCGAUUCCAGUUACUGAGUAUAAAAAAUGGCAGGUGCUUUAAUCAGCCUUGUUGUCCGAGGUUCAGAACCUGAGAUGGAAGGGCAGGUGUCUGGCAGACCAGAGGACAGAGCCAAUUGGUGACUGAAGAGGAUGGUUCCCAGCCAGUCAGGAUAAUAAUUUGGCUUUGCUUGGUGGCUCAGGGUAGAGUCUGCUGGAUAUGAGGGUGGUCAGAGCAAAUAACAAAAUCUCUUCAAGCCAUACAGAAAAUAGCCUCCCCACUUCCUUGUCUCUACUCUGCAAUGUUAUCCUUUCCCCUGGAUACCCUGAAUUCAGAACCUGAGACCUGAGUCAGUUCUUUUUUUCUGAAGUUGGUUCUUUUUUCUUUCUAGAGUGCAAAUGACCAAGGGUUGUAGCCAGUGUUAGACCUACUCAGACUAGACCCAUUGAAAUUAAAAGACAUGAGUAACUUAGGCCCAUUAUUUUGUGUUGGUUUAUUCUGAAUUAAAACUUAGUUGGAUACAGCCCUAACACAUGUGUGUGGGGCUGGUGGGUGCAUAACACAUUUUGUGGGCUCAUUUGCAAGGCUGGUUUUGUUGCCCAAUCACAUCUUUUGUUGCCCAAAGCAUCUUCAUGCUUUGUGUAGCAAUAUUCAUUCUUGUCUAUUACUGGUGAUUUUCAAAAGAAAGUAGCAAAUGUCAGUGGUAGGCUUACGUAUAACUGAAAGAAAACCAUGUGCCAAUACUAACAACCUUUUCUACUACAGAACAAUUGCUUAUACAGCACAAGAGUUACCAUGCUCACUACUAUAACCUCAGCCUUGACUCUGCUAAUGACCUAUGCCAUCAGUAGCAUUAGCCUAGUCAGGCACAGUGCCCUUAGGAAGACUAAGGGGUGACUAUACUGUGAUCUCAGCCACAGAGAAGGCAAAUGUAGGCUUUUGUUUGGAUUAUAAAAUGCAGAUGAGCUGGCAAUCUGCUUUUCUGUUUGGUGCAGCUACAUGUUUUUACCCUUGCGAAACGGAUUUCAACUGUGAUUCAAAGGGGAAGUGAAGUGAAACCCUUUCACAUCUUCAUACCUCAUUAAUUAAUGGCCCACAUCCAGGUAGAAUUUAGUUGUAGUGAUUAAUGUGUCUCAUUCUUUUCCAUGGGACUUAGUAAAAACUAAUAUUACCUGGAUUCGGCCAGUUUCCCCCACUUCUGUUCCAGAAAAGGCCAAGAAAACUUGAUUGCUUGCCUUUGGCAAUUGUCUCUAGAGGGGAAAGAUCGAUUUCAUAGCUCUAUGCUUGCAAAACAGUAAAAAUAAAGUAAUAAUAAACUUCAGAAUGUGAAACAUUGCAGUUAUCUCCCUGAGUGUGCUGCUAUGUGUUUGUCUUGCCAAAAGCAAUAGAGUGAUGUAAUUCUGAACCAUAUCACUGCUGAAAUGGGAAACAAAUAUGUGUAUAGUUGAGAACAAUGAUAUGAAAUGUAGAUUAUAAUUCUAUGUCCUUACCUUUGAGUAAGCAUCACUGAACUUAGUUGAGGUUGCUGAUUAAGCGUAUAUGGGAUUGGAUUGUGAUGGUGGUCCACUAGCUCAAGCACUAACUGGCAUUCCAGUUCCGCUAGCUCAAAAGAUUUCCACUUGCAGAGCUGAACUUUCCCUUCCUCUCUUCUCCCCUGCAGCCCCCCAUGCUCUCUCAAAAUCAGCUCUGGGGGCGGGCACAGUGGGAGGAGAGGAAGGGAACAUCCCACUGUGCAAGAGGGGUCUGCUUACUAAGAUUGGAUACAACCCUGAGUUUGGUCAGAUGAGACAAACUGAAAUAACUGGCACUUUCCCAGCAUUCAUAAUUUUCCUGCAAUUUCUAGUGGAAAUACGUGCCCAUUUUCGUUUCUUAAAGCACCUUUGGAUUGUGUACUUUGGAGUGUCAGAUGCAUUUUUCAUGGCAUACCUUAGAGGUGACGCUGGGUUUAUACUUCAGUGCCUCUCUGUGUGUUGUCAUAAAGUGGCUUGAAGAUUUAUUGUAACAAUGGUCUUAAUCCAGAUUAAUCCCCCCUUUGUGUGCACACAUACUUAAAACAGCAAGUAUAUACAGGGUGAUGCCUGUUAAAUAUGAAUUUUAAAAUAUUCCAAGUUACCCCACAGAAACAAAGGCGGUUAGGAUCAAUUAUAGCUUUCUGUGGCAGUUACAGACCAUUCGGGAUAUUAGUCCAGUGUUGGAUGCUUCAAGUUAUUACCAUGAAAUGGAAACAUGGUAAAAUAAAUUCCUCAUGAAGGUGGAGCAAUUGUGUAAAUUCUACUUCGGUGCUUUUAAAUAAAUGCUAGAGUUUAUUUUAAAAAAGGGGUAGGGAUUGUGUAGUACAGUUGUGCAAUUUGCUGCUUGCUUGUUCACUGACGGCAACUAGCAAUUGUUGGUGAACAGAUGUAGAGUCAGUUAACUGAGUGGACGGAGUCAAUCACUGUGCAACGCUGCUCUGCCUUUCUUGGCUGUUCAAAGUCAUGUUCGGCAGAGCGAAUGGCUGUUUGCAACAGUCUCUAACCUGGGGAUUAAAGCACCAUGCUGUGUGGGCUGUCCAUGGAGCUGGUUUACUCUGCACUCUGUUUCUGGGUUGGAAAUGGCAACAGAGCCCCACUGAUCAUACAUGGGGACAAAACAGAGCUUUGCGGACGUGUGUUAGAAAUACGGAACACAUCUGUUGGCUUUGCGUGUGACUUUCAAGCUGGUAGCCAGCCAGGUGUAUUUCAGGUAUUAUUGGACUGCAGUUCCCAUGGUCCCUGAUAAGUGGCCAGGCUGACUGGGGCUGAUGGAGACCAAUAUCAUAUUGUGGGCCACAGAUUCCACAUCUCUUUCCUAGGCAAUAACCCUGCCCACAGCUGGGCUGCAUUUCUAAGUUACCUGCUUUGGCUUUGAGCAGCUGGUACAGGCAAGUAGCACUGUGGAGCAGAAAAUGAAAUAAAAAGCCAGCCAGCAGAACGGGCUCUAUUUAUAGCAAGAUGCCCUGGUUGUUGCUAUGUUCUUCCUGAGGAAUGAGGGGUGCUUAGGCCAGCUUUCAACAUGAGCAGGGGUAACUUUAUUCCUUUGAUAUUGGAAAAUGCUAUCUAAAACAGUUGGGAACCCUUCUUUCUUUGCAUAUGGAACUUUCCGGGGAACAGAGCUGCCUUUGCUGGCGCAGAGCUCAGUGUGCAUACCAAAAACCCCGUGUGAGCCUUAAGAAUGGCAGGAAAAGAGCAAAAGUAUUGACUAGUGUCUGGAUUUUUCAAUAACACAGACUUCUUUGUCAAAUAGGAACUUGUAGUAUGCACACAUUUUAAAGAUAAUUAUUGCCAAGAAUUUUAAGUUUUUAAACAUUCUUUAUCUUGUUAGUGGGUUGUUUUUGGUUUUUUUAUGUGCAGAUUUCUCUGUUUCUAUAUAACACCAAUGGAACUGCUAUGCCCAGUUAAAAACAGCAACAACCCAGAAUCUGCCAGAUUCAAACAGGUUCUAUGUUCUGGGCAGGCAAAACUUGCUCUCUCUUAAAAAAUAAAAUACUGUCCGUGAUUGGGCACAAGAUUGUACCAGCUGUGCAUGUUGAACAAAAUUUAGCUGUUUGAUUCAAUUAAAGAAACAAACCAAGUUAGUUUAAGUGGAAUUUAAAAGCUUUGGAGUCAUAGCUGGGAAGGAUAGAAAGACCCGAAGUUUAAUUGGGAACCAUUAAUAAGGAACCAUUAAUCUUCCAGAUUGGUAUGUGACUUGGUAGACUGUGGAUUCUUUUAUUGAAAAAAUGGCUGGAACCAGUUGCUUUAAUAUUCCUGGGUUAAAAUCUAGUCUAUUUGAAAAUUGUUUCUUAUAUUACAUAUUGUGGCUACAGCAUAACUCCAAGGAGAUAUUGUCAUAUCUACAUAGAUGAAUCAGUGUUACACAGUUCAGGGACCUGCUAUGGAUCAGAUAUCUGAAUCAUGAGUCUGUUAGAGGAAAAUCAGUAAUAUAGUUGGGACUGGUUGGUAUGUUUGCACUUGAGAAAAUGAAAUCUUGCACCUAUAAACUUAUGCUAAUAAAUGACUUUAUGCAAAUUAGGCUAAAUUAUGUACAUUAUUUAACAUUAUGCUUUCAUUUUGAAUAUGAUUAGCUCUUUAAAAUAAAAGCACAGUUAAGAAAAUUUGUCAAACAUGUUAUAUUGGUAGUGAAGAAAAAACAUUGGCCUUGGAUAUUAAAGGCCACUAAAGGUUAUAUACAGCAUAAUUUUAUUUUGUUCCUAAACAGGAAAACCAAAACCUCUUGUACCAUUCAAAUGUGACCUGUGCUUGGAAUAAAAUAUACAGUAUUAUAGUUGUAAAUUUUAUUUUACAUACAUUUUCUGUUUGCUCUGAACUGAUCUUUGAAUUUGUUUGAAAAAUUUAUAAUUUGGGGACAAGAAGCAAGUUGGCAAGAAAAAUAUGGAUAAAAGAAGGAUGGGUGAAGCGGCCUGGGCAGAAGUCUUGCAUAAUGUGGUCAGAGUGAGAAUGUAACUGGAAGUCACAGUGGUGGAAGGACACACAAGCAAACAGAAGCUCCACUUCUUGAAAUGGUGGGACUCUUGGUGGGCUCUACUAGCACUUUUCCCUGAAUAAGAAUAUAAAAAGCGCCUAGCUGGAUCAGACCAAAAGUCCAACUGGUCCAGCUUUCACAGGCAGAAGGGAAGUGCCAUUCCCUGCUGUUUGACCUCAGCAUCUUGUACUGGUAUAUGGCCUCUGCUUAGCUAUACUGGUUAAUAGCUAUUGGUAGAACUAUCCUCUAAUUUUCUCCAGGGUACUCAAGUGCACAUCACUGCGUUUUAUGAGUUUUGUAUGUUUGUGAUGGAAGAAGCACUUACAAGGCCAAGGUUCCUGCAGUAGCGUGUCACAACCAUGGGAAGAAGAAAUAUACAUUCCUCCUUCUCUCCCACCUCUGGCCUGCCAGAAGAAGCAGGGCAGAGAUGAUUCUAUAGGAGUAGCCAGAUUCUUUGCCAUGUACCAUAUUCCAGCUGGGAUUCUACAUGUGUGGGGUUGCGGAAGUAUUUGCCAUCUACUUAAAGUGCUUAUGUGCUUAUGCAACAAAUUCUGGAAAGCAUCCUAAAUCUGCAAAAAUUAAAAGCAGAAACAGCCUGAAAUUACAGGAAAUAAGAUUUCUGUUGAGGCGCACCUUUUGACAAUCAGUCCAUAUGAAGUCUGAUCUUUAAGGUCCAUUUCAGCAGUUUGAUGCAGCAAGUACUAUACUCAUUCCACUGCCUGCUCAGGCACAUGGAUAAUUGCCAUGAUCAAUUCAGAGAUUGAUGUUAAUUCCCUGCAGUUGCUAUGUCACAUGGAAAUGGAUGUUUCUGUGUUCAAGAGGAUAGCAAAUGGUGGUAGAUUCCAAGAGCAUGAUCUGUCUCUGUCCAUGCAGGCUGAGGAGAAGUUUUGUUUCCCCAAAGGCCGCUUUGUGUGAAUGUGGGCCUCAGCACCCACAGCCUGCCCUCCCAUUGCCAGUGUGGGGUCACACCACUCAGCUGUGAAGUUCUCAGGGUGACUCUUGGGCCAGACACUCUCUCAUGAGAGAGUGUCUACCUACCUCAUGAGGUUGUUAGGAGAGGUUGAGGAAAGACCCAUCUCCCCUGCCCUGACUCCCUGGGGGAAGGUCAGGAUAAACAUGCCGUAACUACAUAUUAAUUCUCACUUUUGCAUCCUCUCCAGAGCCUCCCCCCAUUCCCAUUGCAGCUGCCUUCUGCAGUGGGAAUGUUCCUACAGAACGCCAGUUUGUAAUGGGUGUAGCAUGCCACGGGUGUUGUAAACCAAAUGUUUGUCCCCUACCUUAGCUGUAGCUGCUUCUUCCAGAUGGACAAUUGAUGAAACACAGUUUCAGGGUGGGAAGAUGUUCGGACAUGGCCAUUUGAGCUGCUACAGAUGCAGGGGGAAGGUAGGUUAUUGUUCCUUUUCCCUUGCUGCAUUUAUCAGUGGAUUCUAGACACUGGUUAAGACCUGCUUAAGAUGUUGCUGUGUAAGGCAGACCCCCGCUCCAUAAGGACGUGGCACUCCUUCCUGCCUUGUCUGUUUUUGUGUAAUGCUUUAAUGGGCCUCUCAGACCAUUUGACAUAAUUUGAAUAGAUUUGUGCCCUCUCCAUUUUAACUUCUCGCUUAUGUUUAUAGAGGAUUCUGUUCCGUAGUUCCAUAGGCCUGCCAUGACUUCGUUCUUCAAUAUUAUUCCAAUUUGCUGGAGAAUCCUGUGCUGUGGAAGAACAUGAGAGUCAAGCAUCUGUCUUGAAUGCAGAAGGUCCCAGAUUCCCAGCAUUUCCAGGCAGGGCUGGGAUAGAAAUCCUGGAGAGCUGAGGCAAAUAGGUGGAGACGGUAUGGUGAAUGUGAUUCUGAUUAAGGCAGCUUCCAUGUUCCCUUCAGGUUUUGUUUCCUGAACAGAACUACUUUCUGCUUCAUGGUGCUCCUGGAGAAAAAUGCAUAAUGUACAUUGUUGUUUUUACAACUUUAGAACAAGGUGUUUAAAGCACUAGUAGCAUUUGAAGUUACAUUUUUAUUCUGUUUUGAGGCACGGGCAUAUGUGGAACAGAGAGGUGAAAGUCCUAUGGACUGUGUCUUCAGUAUUCUGCUUCUGGGACCUUGAGGAAUAGUCAGAGGUUGAGAUGUGUGUUCCUUUGGUUGCUUCAAGUCACCCAAGUGCCAUGAAGUGUUGAGCUUUUAGUAUGUUCCUGGCAUCCACACUGGAUCUUCCACCGUCUUUCGUCAGACAGCCAAGGUCGCAUAUUUGCUGGCAAGUUCCAGAGCUUGCCAACUCAUAUCAGCAGUGCUAUUUGGAAAAACAAAACAAAACACUGAUGUAUUUUGAAACUACUAUGCAAUGGCUUUGUGAAGUUUUCAUGCUCAGAUUUAACUGUUGGCUGAAGUUUUCUUAAAUCAAUUGUUUUAUCUCCCAUAGAUGUUGCCAGAAUUGCAAAAAUGGAGUUGAACCUUACUUAACUCGCAGUACAUCUAAUGGUGUUUGUUUUAGCCAUGGUCUCAAGACAUAUUUCCCUGCACCUCUUCAUUUUUUCUCUUCCAGGGCUUCCUUGAGCUGUUGGUAUAAGCAGUUCCCCAAAGGGGCCUCUUCAGCACAGCCCCCAGUAGCAAAUGCCAGCGUAAUUCCCUGAGCCCUUCUUUAGUAGUUUAACUUCAUUGUGUCAUGCACAAUGGGGAGAGAUGGGACACCACUUGGCAAGUAAUUCUGCCAUUUAUUUAGUAUUUAUUUGUGUAUUUAUUUAUUUAACUUGCAUAAUUGUCUCAUGUCUGGCAAUGCCCUGCCUGCUUCAUCAAUGCAGUGCAAUUUUCUUGCACAGAACAUGCGGACCUCAGCAUAACCUGUCCUGGCCCUCUCUUACUGGGAAGCAGAACAAUGGAGGUGCAUGUCCGUCCCCCCCAAGGGACAAAGACGUUACCGCCCACCUUUAGGCAGCAAUAGUGAAAUCAAGCAUACUUUGAUUCUUUCUUCCUUUAUGGCAGUAAGUCAUUAGCGAACCCUUACCUUUUAACUUAAAGAGCGUUGGCGUUGAUGCGGAAACCAAUAAAAGAGGACAUUUAUCGUGCAGUUCCACUGGUGACCUCAUUGAAAUAUCACAGUUGCAGCUAUAGCAAGCUUUUAAAAUCUGCUGCAAUAAGUGUGCAUAAUAAUUUAUUUAACCUACUGUGAUUUCCUAAUUUAGUUUGGCCUUCUAAAUUAACGUGCAGCUUUGAAUAUGUAAGUGCCCCGUAGAUUAUAAGAUUCAUUCACUAUUUAACUGGCUGCACUAGUGUUAUAGAGAGAGAUAUUGGUCGUUGUCUGCUUUUCAUUUAGUUGUUAUGAUGUUAAAUCAGAACAGGAGCAGGACAUUAGUUGCAAGUAAACACUAGUGUUGUCUCUUCUCCAAAAUGAGUAUUUCAGCAAUGGUUGGUGUAACAGAAACUUUCUGUUUUGCCUCUGAGGAUGGAGACUAUUUCGUGGUUUUCUCACGUUGUGCAUUGAAGCCCCCAAUAUCUUUUGCUCGUUCAGGAAAUGAAUCUAAUUGGGUGAACAAGCUCUUAAGGGUACACUUUGCUCAGCUUUAGCCAGAAGAUAGCUGUGCAUUUGGAGUUAUAGGGUCAAGAAAGCAAAGUGGCCCAGAAUAUUUUAUAAAGUUGGGAUGCAAAGUACAAUUCAGCUAGAAAAAUAGUUGCAGGAAAGCGACUAUUGUAGUAAAAGUUUCUGCUGUUCCUCCUGACUGAAUUACAUGUAGUUGUUUUCUGCUGCCAAACUUUAAUUCCUUCUGAGCAGAGCUUGUGAAUGGGAUGGUUUGCAAUAUCUUGGAAGGCAUUGAGAGCAGUUCUCUGUUUGUGAUUACCUGAUAAUUGCACCAGACAAUGAUUAGUUGGAUAUCUCCAGGAGAUUCAGACCCAAUUAAAAAUAUUUAAACUACCAAUAAUGGCAGUUGGUGAUGACUGGGUACAUAUUUUUCCUAUGGGAUACUUAGACUAAAGAGUACAGUUGUAUGUAGAUUAACAGAAGUGGGUUUUGAAAUUCAGUGAGGCUUUGUAUUGCAUUUGAAGGUCUCAUCUGAUUUGUAACAAAUCAAACUGGCAAUUAAGUUUAAAUGACUUAAUGUGAAGGGUUGCAAAUGAGCACAUCCCAGUGUAUUGGGGCCAGUGUGUUCAGCAGAGACUUUUCAUUCUUUCUUUUUCCUGAGUACUUACCCCACCCCCCAAAAUAUCAGGAACCAGAAGGUGUCUCUCUGCCUAAACAAUGAGCUCCCUGAGACAAACUAGGUUUGAGAGCAGGCUCAAGCUAGAUGUUCCACCAAAUUCAGAGUUGCAGAUGAAAUCAGUACCCUGUGUGUCUAGUUCCACCUGUUUUCCCUGUCUCCAUGUGUAGUAUCGAUAUGUGUAUUCUCUAUACACACAGAUCCCAACUGCUAAUGUAUAAAGAUGGAUUAGACAAUGUACCACAUGGUGAAGUCUUAAGUUCCUGUUACCCCACAUUAUGGGACAGCAGAGGAGGCACUGCCUUGGGUGGCAACUGCAUGUUUGCAGGAUUCACCUAACCAGACUUCCACUUGUGCAACAGGGCUUUCCGCCGCCACCACUUGCCCCCCCCCCCAAGUUGGCUGGGGGUGUUGAGAGAGCUCCCAGAACAGCACACAGGGGAGGGGGAUUGUUUCACCUGGCAAACUGCAAUGCUGUGCAGACAGUACGGUUGGAAGAUUGCAGUGCUGAACUCCACCCAACAAACUCUUGAAUGUUUUCAGUGAGCUCAUAAUCAGCGCGCUCUAAACGCCAGCAGCAAUUCUGUAGUUCUUUCUCUGGUGCUAUUACUUGAUCUAUGCAUAACUAAGAUCCUGCUAUUCAGCCGCUGGCCUUGCAGUCAUGCUUUUUACCACCUAGCGUUCAACCUAAUCUGAUGCACAAAUUUCAGAUUACGAAAUUCCAAUUUACAUUCUGUAAAUUGAAUUCAGUGGAGUUUAAACGUAAAGUCCACCCAAAGGGGUGUGUGCACUCAGUCCCUCCACCCCCACCCUUCCCACUCAGUCCUGUUUUGCAAUUUGGGGUUAGUCCAAAAGAUGACUUUUUCAAGAUGGCCUUUCAUAGGUUUUUAAUGUUGGUUGUAGGCAGAUUCCUGUUAUCCCAGGAUAUUUUUAUCAUACCCAACAGUGAGCAAGCCAGUUCUUCUAGGUCCAGUAUACUAACACAAAGCUUACAUUUUCAGAUUAGCUGAUUAUACAUUGUCGGUUACAGAAAAAUAGUCUGGAACUUCUUGGAAAAUCAAUACCCAAUAUAUAUGAGGGUCUUUAAUCUAUAGAGAAGCUCCUCUUUGUGAGCUCUAGAUUAUGUUUCUUAUCAUGCAGUCUUGUUGACAGGGAUGGUUUUCUGGGCCACUUGGAGACCUAUGAAACAUAUUGCGGGACAAAGUUCUGGUAGGUGCAGGGGGCAAGUUGGAGCCCCCCUUUAGUGAUGCUAGUAAUCCCUGGCCUGGAUGUGAAAUACGCAGCUUCAUUUUGCUGACUAGUACAAGAAAAGACAAACCUGUGUUGUUAAAAAAUGCAUCUAAGUAUUACAGCUCAGCUAAGUCUUUCCAGCAUCUAUUGCAAAUCAGCUUUCAAAAGUAGUGUGGCACUUUAAGCAGGUUGUUUAAGCACCCUCACUUCUUUCCUCCUGUCCCCCCCAUAUGCACUUUAAGCUCUGUGGCUGUUAACCUGUUACAUGCAGGAGGGUUGUCUUAGAUGGACAAUGGGCAGAGGUGAUGUUAACCUCGCCUGCCAUUGCUGCCUCCUCUACCUCCAGAGGCAAAGGCAUUGUGUGUACCCUUUCCUGUCUCAGCAUAUCCACACCACUCAAUAAUGUGAAAGCUAGAACGCUGGCAUGCAGUGGCUUUUGUGAAGUGGGCUAGCCGAUUUUUGACUGUUCUCAUGAGCUAAGCUGUGGCUUUCAAUGAUCAGCUGAGCCACAGAACCUAAGCUUUUAAAGAGGGAUGGACUAAACUGCCAUGGGAUCAAAACUAUAUUGAAAUUCUGUAGGUUUUAACUUUUCCACGCGUGUCUCUUCCUGAACUUCUGCCUCAAUAAUCUGUUCUUGGGUGGAUUCUUGCUGAGACAGACUGAAAGCUGGCCCUGUAUUGGAUGUUAUGGGCUAGGGUGCCACCCUCUUGAAUGCCACUCAUGCCAAAUGAGAGUGCCUGUAAAGUACAGGUGGUUUGGGAUGCGGUGCUUCUACCUUGAACCCAUGCAUUAUAGCUAUGCGUUGUGCAUGUUGCCACAUCACAAAUGAGAGCACCAAUGGGAUAUCUGUCUGAAUUGCACAGCACAGAUAGAUACUUGGUGGCAUUUCAAAGGGUGGCACUCAUGCCCACUUUCUGUGGUCUGGCUUUUGGUGGGAUGUGUGGGAAUCUUGAGCAAACUGCAGCUCAGAAUGGAUCACUGUCACUGGUGAAUUAUCCAAUUUGAUUCUUCUGCUGCGCCCCACUCCUAAAGUUUUAAAUAUAUAACUCUUCUUUUAUUACAGAAAUACCCUAAUCAUGUGUCCCAUCCCCCCCUUUAAAAACUAAUCAACCACCACCUGGCAGACCCUUUAAAACUAUUGCUCUGUGAAUCUGAAACACACAAGAUAUCUGUUGCAGUUCUUUUUUGGUUGUAUUGCAUUGCAUUGCAACAGAAUUCAUACUUCACUUCUCCAACAGGCUGAAAUGUGAUCUAGUUGUUUGACAAUAAUUGAUAGCAGAACAGCCCAAUUUAUUUUUUAUUAGCAUUUUCCCCAACCCACAUUUGGUGCAUCCUUUAUUCUCCCAUUGCACAUGGAGGAAGAAAACAAAAGGGAGGUAAUAUGGUCAUUAUUCUGUGAGUGUGUCUUUUGGUGGUGGUGCUGGUGGUGGUGGGGAGAGUAAAACAACAGUGAAGAUAAAGACUUGUACAAACUUAUUUAAAGCAGUUUAGCAAAAAUAAAUAAACUAAAAGCUCUCAUUGAACAGCUUUAAAAACAAUGUGAAUGGAAACUUAGAAACUGGGUUAGGACUCUGAAAAAUUCUAUAAAUGUAUACUUGAAAUUCUGUUUGUAUUUUAAAACAAAUGCAUUUUCCUCUUUAACACUGUGUAAAAGAAAUGUUAUGCAUGUGAGUGGUUUGAGAAUUAAAUGGUUUAAUACUCAUAA